CAAAAACGUUUGUCAAACAUCCUUCAAGUCAAAGCGUAAACUUUUGAAGUUUUUACUGGUGCUAACGAAAUAAAUAGUCAUGAGUGGCUGUCCACCACCAUCGCCCCAAGUAUGUCCGCAAGUGUGCCCGCCGCCGCCGCCCGCGGCGCCCUGCCGCGUGAAGCCCAUCAUGCGAGGGCUCCACUGGGCGCAGACCAAGCGCGUCCUCGCCCAAGCCUGGGCCCUGGCUUUCUUGGGAGGCGCUUGCAUUUUCUUUUUCAAAAAGACGAAGAGAAUAGCAGCUUAUAAAGAUUUUUAUAAGAAAGGAGAGUUUGAAGAUUGGGCUGAUGAAAUGGCGAGAAAAGGAUUAUUUCAAUCUGUACCCAAAGAAUCUUUGCCGGAUAACCAGCACAUGAAAAAAUAA
Molecule: messenger RNA, 403 nt
Organism: Ostrinia furnacalis (Asian corn borer)
Lineage: Eukaryota; Metazoa; Arthropoda; Insecta; Lepidoptera; Crambidae
Exons: 3
Coding region: 80-403 (107 amino acids)
Source: RefSeq, a predicted model, not a curated record